Messenger RNA from Monopterus albus (swamp eel), 4052 nucleotides. RefSeq names its product bromodomain-containing protein 1-like. Gene Ontology annotation, biological process: regulation of transcription by RNA polymerase II. The record is from RefSeq and is a predicted model, not a curated record. Bases 329 to 3916 code for a protein of 1195 amino acids. Lineage: Eukaryota; Metazoa; Chordata; Actinopteri; Synbranchiformes; Synbranchidae. Gene Ontology annotation, molecular function: protein binding. The transcript is spliced from 12 exons.
CGUAACGACUCGCACAACCUACCGCAUUGUUGUUGGGGGAAGAGAAGCUCGGGCAGCGGCUGAGCUCUAAUACUUCUGACGGCUUCUAAACAGUCCUGUUAAUCAGCAUUUACUUCCAUCAACGUAUAUCACCUGGAACCGGCUCCAUCGCCCUGGAUACUUGCCGCUCACUCAGGUUUUACUCGGUUAAGCGCGAGCCGCGGCCGCAGUUGGAUGAGCGGACUGAAUGUGGUUUUAACUGCGGCUCCGCUCAGCAGGCCUCGCCGCCAUUGCUGCUGUUUUUACAAGCUGAAAUCGUGAAAAUACAAAGUGUCUUUACGGCUUCAACAUGAAGAAAAAAGGUCGAACUCACCGACUGUCAGUGCUGAAGAGGGAGUCGUCACCCAUCAAGCCGUCACCCAACCGGGAGACACUGACAUAUGCGCAGGCUCAGCGAAUGGUAGAGCUGGAGGUGGACGGCCGCGUGCACCGGCUCAGCAUCUAUGACAAACUGGACGUCAUCAGUGAUGACGACCCCACUGCUCAGGAGAUCAUGGAGUGUAACAGCAACAAGGAGAAUAAUGAGAAGCCCCAGCAGGUUCUGGUGCGUUCUGUUCGCCUUAAAAACAACCAGCAGAAGAAGAACACGGCACUCAUGGCCUCACACGGCAGCAGCGGCACCCACAGCAGUGCCAGUGGCCUUUUGGAGCCAAAGGUUAGAACGGUUGAAUACAAUCUGCCAGUGGUGCCAAAGAGGCCAGCAGUUUAUUAUAAAUACACAGAGAGGACAGCGGAGGAGCUGGACGAAGAGGUGGAAUAUGACAUGGAUGAGGAAGACUUUGCUUGGCUGGAGCUUAUCAACGAGAAGAGGAAGAGCGAGGGCAUCAGCCAGGUGUCACACAACCUGUUUGAGUUCCUCAUGGACCGCUUUGAGAAGGAGUCUUACUUAGCCACACAGGGUCAGAGUGACCUGCAGUUGCUGGUGGAUGAGGACGCCGUCUGCUGCAUCUGCAUGGACGGAGAUGGAGCCGACAGUAACGUCAUACUCUUCUGUGACUCCUGCAAUAUUGCUGUGCACCAGGAGUGCUAUGGUGUGCCGUACAUCCCUGAGGGCCAGUGGCUGUGCCGCCACUGCCUGCAGUGUCCGUCGCGACCUGCCGAGUGCGUCUUCUGCCCAAACCGAGGCGGAGCCCUGAAGAAGACGGAUGAUGAUCGCUGGGGACAUGUAGCAUGUGCUCUGUGGGUCCCCGAGGUCGGCUUCUCUGACACAAUUUUCAUUGAGCCUAUCGAUGGCAUCUGCAACAUCCCACCAGCGCGCUGGAAGCUCACUUGCUACCUCUGUAAGGAGAAGGGCGUGGGAGCGUGCAUACAGUGUGACAAGAUCAACUGUUACACUGCUUUCCAUGUCAGCUGUGCCCAGAAAGCUGGCCUCUUUAUGAAGAUGGAGCCUGUCAAAGAGGUGACGCCAUCUGGCGCCACCACCUUUUCUGUGAAAAAGACCGCUUACUGCAGCAGCCACACACCUCAAGGCUGCGACCGCCGGCCGCUCAACAUCUACAAGGAGCCACACACAAAAAAUGGAGCUAGUCACAAGAGGGCUGACAAGAGGGGGAAGGCCCGGGCCAAGGGCUGGCAGAAGAAGAAGAGUAAGAGGGUGGAGCCUGAACAAGAACCUGACACCCCCACCAACUCUGGGCCCAGUAUCACUGCUUCAAGUUUCGACACCAUCCUGAACCAGGUGUCGGUUCAGAGGAAGCGUCUGUUUGUUGAGCGGGUGCUGAGCUACUGGGUGCUGAAGAGGCAGUCAAGGAACAACGUGCCGCUGAUCCGCCGGCUGCAAGCCAACCCUCAGCCGCCAAAAGCCAAGCGGAUGGAUCGUGCAGAGACAAACCAGGAGCUCAAGGAGCAGCUGAAGGAGUGGCACCGCCUUCGCCAUGACCUGGAGCGAGCUCGUCUGCUGCUGGAGCUCAUUAGGAAGAGAGAGAAGCUGAAGAGGGAGGAGAUGAAGCUGCAGCAGUCGGUGCUGGAGGUCCAGCUGACCCCCUUUAACAUCCUGCUGAGAGCAGUGCUCAGUCAGCUGCAGGAGAAGGACCAGUACAACAUCUUCGCUCAGCCCGUCAGCAUCAAGGAGGUUCCUGACUACCUGGACCACAUCAAGAACCCCAUGGACUUCUCGACUAUGAGGAAACGUAUCGAUGCUCACAGCUACAGGAGUCUAGAGGAGUUCGAGGCCGACUUCAACCUCAUCAUCAGCAACUGCAUGACCUACAAUGCCAAGGAAACGUUCUUCUACAAGGCAGGUCAGCGGAUGCAGGACCAUGGAGGAACAAUCCUCCGCAGGGCCCGCAGAGAGGCCGAGAGGAUCGGCUUCGACUUCCCCAGUGGGUUGCAUCUGCCUCAAGCCCCAAAACUUGAACCGCCACCCCCCUUCUCCUGGGAGGAUGUGGACCAUGUGCUCAGCCCUGCCUACCGUCAGCUGACCCCUCUGGAGGAUCAGCUGAAACAGCUGCUGGAGAAGCUGGACCUGAGCACAGCCAUGAAGCACAGCCCGUCUCGCAGCAAGAGGCUCAAACUGCUCAAGAAGACCAUCACGGAUGUCCGCAGCGAACUGAGACUGAAGAGGUCGCUCCCAACACCACCACCUGCUCUAGAGCCCAGCUCGGCCCCCACUGACAACCCCCUACCUGAACCUCUGACAGAGAGCUGCACACCACCUGAGGAGAAAUCUUUACAUCCGCCAACAUUAGAGCUGUUAACCUCACUGCCGCAGCUCCACACCUCGCCCACCCACUCGGAGCCGCCCCCUCUGAAACUCAUCAAACCCAGCAUGGACCAGACUCCCGUGGAGCCAGAUGACAACAUGUCUACCUCAGUACCCCUGGACACCCCCACUGGGCACGUUCAAGACCCACUGCUCCUCAACGGCGACCUCUAUAAGGAAGCAUCCAACACCUGCAGCCGACGAACCAACAUCCUCUUCCGCAAGUCCAAGAGUGCCAGCCCACAGAAAGCCCCCAAGACCCAAGAGGCAUCCGCUGUGUCACCACAACCCCUCGCCGCCAAAACCUUCCUGUCAGUGGUGAUCCCUCGAUUAGAAACGCUCCUCCUACCCAAGAAAAGGACCCGCAGCACCAGCGCCGAUGGUGAGGACGACGACCAGGAGUUGCCGACAAAACGCCUCGGCACAGGGAUAGUAAAUGGUUUUGCAUUGGAGAAGAAAGACACUUUGCCAUCACCUCGCUUGCUGGAGCCUCGCCGCCGCUGUGCGUCCGAGUCAAGCAUCUCCUCCAGUGGAAGCAUCCUCUGCGGCACAAGCACUGUCACCAUGUCCAAAAGUGGUAAAGGGCGGCCGGUGGCGGCUCGACGGAGCACCGUGGAUGACAGGAACACUCUGAAGACCUGCACUGAGAACGGAGAGUUCACCAAAGCUGCCAAGAUCCCUUCAGAGGUGUGGAAGCCCACCGCUGCUUCUCCAUUUGUUCUGGAGCCUCUUAAACUAGUUUGGGCUAAAUGUAGUGGAUAUCCCUCCUUCCCCGCCCUGAUCGUGGAUCCCACAGUGCGGAGGACGAUGUGCCAGCACAGAGGGGUGGAGGUUCCCCAGCCGCCGCGGGGCGUUCUCAGAGCCGGAGAGCGGAUGCAGUUCAGGUCCGCAGAGAAACUCUUCCUCGUCCACUUCUUCGACAGCAAGCGCAGCUGGCAAUGGCUUCCUAGAUCCAAGAUGGCUCCCUUCGGAAUCAACCAGACACUCGACAGAAUCAAGCUGACGGAGGCUCGCUCCUACCACAUCCGAAAAGCUGUGCGGCUUGGCUUCGACCAAGCCAUGAACCACCUGACCUGUGUCAGCGGCGAGCUGGAGCUGAGCCCUGGCCUGUCUGAGCCUCCUCCUCCGCCCUACACCACCUCUGAAAUCCUGCCGCCAUCCAUCUCUCCGCUUUGACCUUUCAGCUUUUUGGUUUACAAACCACCACUGCAGAGGCACACUGGUUCUGCCUUGUACGCACAACACACACACACUUACAUGUGUUUACUAUUUCCAGCAAACUGGAACCGGAUUGUAUUCACACCUCCCUGCC